UUUUCGGCGCAGCAUCACAGGAAUUCCUCGGCAUGAUCAUCGACAGCACGGGCCUGUACCCUGCUCCGUCUAAGCUAGAUGCAAUCGCACGCAUGCCUCGCCCACACACCGUAGAAGCGCUGCGCACGUUUUUGGGUCUUGCCGGCUGCGUGCGUCAGUUUUUACCCAACUUCAGUUUGACUGCCGCUCCGCUCACCAACAUCCUGCGCAACAAAGCCUUCGCUUCGAAACGUGCACGCAAGCUUCCUAUCCCUUGGCCAGCAGCUGAGGAAGACGCCUUCCAGUCUUUACGAGAAACGUUGGCUUCCCCGAAUAUUCUCGCUUUCCCUGACCUGUUCGAACUACACACAGAUGCUAGCACGCUGGGUGUAGGAGCUUCGCUCAUGCAGACAAUCGAUGGUGUCACCAGAGCGGUGGCGUUCGCGAGCCACCGGUUUUCACAAAUCGAUGCUAGACGCGGGCCCACGGAACGAGAAUGCAUGGGGGUCCUGUGGGCGGUAGACCACUUCCGGCCGUACCUAGCGGGUAGACGGUUCAAGCUGGUGACAGACUGUUCCGCCCUCACAUGGUUGUUCUGAAGCCGUGAACUCUGCCCCAAGCUGCACAGGUGGGCGCUGCGGCUGAUGGAGUACGACAUGGAGCUGGAAUGGAAGGCGGGAGUAGAGCGCGUAGUGCCCAAUGCUUUGUCC
Messenger RNA from Ectocarpus sp. CCAP 1310/34, 689 nucleotides. The record is from the annotation of a GenBank genome assembly. NCBI's taxonomy places the organism in Eukaryota, Phaeophyceae, Ectocarpales, Ectocarpaceae.